AUGAGUGAUUCCGACUCUGAUACUGAAAAUGUCAAGUUGAAUCUUGAUGAAAUUGUCAUACCAGAAGAUCAUUCAACAACUACUGAUAUCAAAGCAAACCUUGAUAAAUAUUUUUCAAAAGGUCAUAAAUUUAAUGUCGACGAUACAUCAAAGAGAUUCAAAUACUUGUUAGGAUUAACUGAUUUAUUCAAACAUUUCAUUGAAGCCAAAGCAAGCAAAGAUCAAAAUAUUCGUAAUGUUUUAGACUCUAUCAGUAAACCGGGAAAUCAUUCACGUAAAACUGAAAAGGAAGAAGAUGAAGAAUUAAUGAAUGAAGAUGAUCAAGAAAUUGUAGAAUUCACUCAAAGUCCACCAUAUGUUCAAGGAAAAUUAAGACCAUAUCAAAUUCAAGGGGUUAACUGGUUGAUUUCAUUAUUUGAAAAUAAUUUGAAUGGGAUUUUAGCUGAUGAAAUGGGUUUAGGUAAAACUUUACAAACCAUUUCAUUUUUAGGUUUUUUAAGAUAUUAUAAGAAUAUUAAUGGUCCUCAUUUAAUCAUUGUACCAAAAUCCACCUUAGAUAAUUGGGCAAGAGAAUUUAAAAAAUGGACACCAGAAGUUAGAUGUUUAAUCUUACAAGGUGAUAAAUUUCAACGUCAAGCUAUUAUAAACAAACGAUUAUUAACUUGUGAUUUUGAUGUUGUUAUAUCAUCAUAUGAAAUUGUUAUAAGAGAAAAAUCAAGUUUCAAAAAAUUCAAUUGGCAAUAUAUCAUUAUUGAUGAAGCUCAUAGAAUUAAAAAUGAACAAAGUUUAUUAUCACAAAUCAUUAGAAUGUUCCAUUCUAAUCAUAGAUUAUUAAUUACUGGUACUCCGUUACAAAAUAAUUUACAUGAAUUAUGGGCAUUAUUGAAUUUCAUUUUACCUGAUGUUUUUGGUGAUAGUGAAUCUUUUGAUUCAUGGUUUAAUCCAGAUUCAACUUCAAAAGCUAAUGAAAACGAAGAUGAUGAUACUAUUGUACAACAACUUCAUAAGGUAUUAAAGCCAUUUUUAUUAAGAAGAAUAAAAUCUGAUGUGGAAAAAUCAUUAUUACCAAAGAAAGAAAUGAAUGUUUAUGUUAAUAUGUCACCUAUGCAAAAAAAUUGGUAUCAAAAAUUACUUGAAAAAGAUAUUGAUGCUGUUAAUGGAUCAAGUAAGAAAGAAUCCAAAACUAGAUUACUUAAUAUUGUAAUGCAAUUAAGAAAAUGUUGUAAUCAUCCAUAUCUUUUUGAAGGAGCUGAACCAGGACCUCCAUUUACUACUGAUGAGCAUCUUGUUUUCAAUUCCCAAAAAAUGAUAAUUUUAGAUAAAUUAUUAAAAAAAUUCAAAUCUGAAGGUUCAAGAGUUUUAAUCUUUUCACAAAUGAGUAGAAUGUUAGAUAUUUUAGAAGAUUAUUGUCAUUUUAGACAAUUUGAAUAUUGUAGAAUUGAUGGACAAACUGAUCAUGGUGAUAGAGUUAAUGCUAUUGAUGAAUAUAAUGCCCCAGGAUCAUCAAAAUUUGUAUUUUUAUUAACCACUAGAGCUGGUGGAUUGGGUAUUAAUUUAACAACUGCUGAUAUAGUUAUAUUAUUCGAUAGUGAUUGGAAUCCUCAAGCUGAUUUACAAGCUAUGGAUAGAGCUCAUAGAAUUGGUCAAACAAAACAAGUUAAAGUAUUCCGAUUAAUUACAGAAAAUGCCAUUGAAGAAAAAGUUCUUGAAAGAGCUGCACAAAAAUUAAGAUUAGAUCAAUUAGUUAUUCAACAAGGAACUAAGAGUAAUAUUGGUAAUCAAAGUAAUAAAGCUGCUCUGAAAGAUGAAUUGUUAGAUAUGAUUCAACAUGGAGCAGCGGAAAUUUUCAAAUCUAAUGACAAGAAAAAGGAACAAAGUGAAGAAAGUGAAGAAGAUAUUGAUAUUGAUAAAUUAUUAAUGGAAUCAGAAUCCAAAACUUUAGAAUUGAAUAAAAGAUAUCAAAAACUUGAUUUGAAUGCCUUACAAAAUUUCACUAACGAUGAAAGUGUUUAUGAAUGGAAUGGUGAAAAUUUCAAAAAGAAGGAAGUUGGAGGCAUAACGAAUAUCGGACAUGCAUGGAUUAAUCCUGGUAAAAGAGAACGUAAAGAAAAUUAUUCUGUUGAUGUUUAUUAUCGUGAUGUUUUAAAUACUGGUAGAAAUGUUAAAACAGGACCAAAACAACCAAGAUUAAAUAUUUAUGAUCAUCAAUUUUUCCCAAUUAAAUUACUUGAAUUAGCAGAAUUAGAAAAGAAACAUUAUUUGAAAUUAAUUAAUCAUAAAGUUGAAUUAAAAUCAGGCGAAGAAUCAACUUUGGAACAACGUAAAAGAGAUCAAGAAAUUGAACAAUUAGAAAUUGAAAAUUCAAGACCUUUGACCGAUGAAGAAAAGCAAGAAAAGGAACAAUUAUUAACUAUGGGUUUUGGUAAUUGGAAUAGGAAUGAAUUUCAAAAAUUCAUUUCAAUGAGUGCAAAAUAUGGUAGAAAUUCAAUACAAUUGAUUUCAUCAGAAUUUGAUACUAAAACUAUCGAUGAAAUUAGAACUUAUGCUAAGAAGUUUUGGACUGAUUAUAAAUAUAUUGAUGGAUAUGAGAAAUUUAUAGCCAAUAUUGAAGCUGGUGAAGAAAAAAUUCGAAAAUUAAAGAUUCAAAAAGAAUGUCUCCGUCGAAAAUUAGCUCAAUACAAAUAUCCUUUACAACAAUUAACAUUAAAAUUCCCACCAGCUUCUAGUAAUAAAAAAGUUUGGUCCGAAGAUGAAGAUCGUUAUUUAAUUGUUUCAUUAUACAAGUAUGGACUUGAUAAUCCUGAAGUUUAUGAAAGAAUUAGAACCAGUAUUAAAGACUCAAUAUUAUUUAAAUUUGAUUUCUUCUUAAGGAGUAGAAAUACAGCAGAAAUUAGUAGACGUUGUCAAACUUUAUUGGCAUGUAUAGUAAAAGAGAUGGAUCCACCAAAAAGGAAACUUGAGAUUUCAGAGAAAUCCCAAACUCCUGAGGAGAAACGUCAAAAAGUAUAG
Messenger RNA from Yamadazyma jaroonii, 3009 nucleotides. The record is from the annotation of a GenBank genome assembly. Lineage: Eukaryota; Fungi; Ascomycota; Pichiomycetes; Serinales; Debaryomycetaceae.